AUGGAUGAAGCUUCCGUCAUGAAGAAAUUCUGUGCCCCUCUUUUGAGCUCAGCCGAGUUCGCCUGGCACCCACGAUCCAGGCUUGAUUUCGUUCCUCGCCCGACACCGCAAAGUCCUCUCGACGACGAAAAGGACCUGGUGACACUUCUGGAAGUACUUAGCAACAUCCUCGGACAAACAAAGUGGAUUAGUUUUGAACUCGUGAAUGCUCUUGACGGGGCUGAACUUGGCUCAGGAUCUACCUUUACAGUCCGUCGGCACAGGCUCAGCCGUCGUAUCCAUGCACAUAACCGGAGACUUGUUCCAGGUGACAUCGUGAUUCUAAAGAUCGCACAUGGCUAUCAAGACGGUACCUUUCUAGACGCUCCUGAAAUGAGGGCCAUUGUUUCUAAACAAAUGGAUGCACUCAUCCGAGAGAUCCGCGUUCUUACGAAAGAGCGGGUAUCAAAAUCCACAGAGAUAGUCGAUCUCCUGAAUAUUAUAUGGGAAUACGAACAAAACAUUCUACGACCAGUACUUGUUAUUGAAUAUGCAGAGUGCGGAACCCUCGACGACUUCAUCCGAUCCGGCCGGACCCAGGAUCUUCGAAUAAAGGCUGCACUGUGCCAUGAUGUUGCCAGAGGGCUUGCUGUUUUACACCAAGAGGGAAUAGUACACGGUGACGUAAAAUGUGAAAAUGUGGUCGUAUUUGAGGAUAAGGGGGGUUUAUUCAAGGCAAAACUAAUCGACUUUGGUUUUUGCAUUUUCUUUGUUGAGCAAGAUCCGGGAGCACGUAUAACGGUUGGAGGGACUCUACCUUUUCAGGCACCUGAAGUCACAAGUCCGGUGGAGAGCGACGCUUUAGUAUACACCGACUGUUUCUCCUUUGGAAUGCUUGUAUGGCAGAUCUUACUCGACGGUGUUCAUGCAAACGACCUUUUUCGCCAAGAGCCAUUUCAAUGCCCAGCAAGGUCUUCCUCGGAAUCGUCCUGGCGCAGUUAUAUACAAGCUGCCAAAGAAGAUCCAGGAUUUAUCAGCAAAGUCAAAGACAGUGUCUCGAUCUCAUUAGAAGGGGUGGGCGAGGUUGAGGACAUAAUGCUGCGGUUAUACUUCGAAGACAUCUUUGAUAGCACUCUUGGCCCUAACCCUACCCAACGAAGUCUUGGUGUGACUUUGACCUGGUGGCGAGAAGAAAAUGGAAACCUCGAGUAUUGCAAACCGGUGGCGACACCCGACCCUGCAACGUAUCCCUUCCAGAUUUCUGAUACGCCGCUUCAAGUCCUUGAAUUGUUGAGCCAGAAGAGCAAUUUGUGGCCCAGUUCAGAUGCAAGCCAAAACUCGAUCUUGCAUUGGGCCGCAACUUUUGGACUGAAAGAGCACCUAUCUCUUUUUCUGGGCAUCUUCCCAGACCUAAUAGAAGCCCAGAAUGAAGUUGGAGAAACUCCUCUCAUAUGUGCCGCUCGGCAGGGUAACAAGAUGUGCGUGGAGAUUCUCGUUGAUUCUGGUGCUAAAGCUGGCCAUGUGAGUUACGCAGGAGAGACUGCACUGCACUGGCUUGUUUCUUUCCCAGACGAAGAAAUUGAAACAGUUGGAAAUCUCCUCUUCAGCUUCGAAUCCCUGUACAGUUCCUCCUUGGUUCAAAAGAGUUACAUUACAUCCGUUGCUAUUGGCCCAACCCUUGUGCCUGGAACACCGCUUCAUAGAGCUGUGGCACUUGGCCGAAUGUCGGUUGUGAAGUUUCUUCUUGAUCGCGAGGCCGACUGUUAUUCCUCUGGAAAUGUCAAGUUUGACAUGACUGCAUUGGAAAGUGCCAAAAGAGCGGAUGACUACGAGAGUUUGGGUGCAAGGUUCCCCAUCCAGCUAGCCUGUGCAUCUCAUGAUGACCAGAUGAUAGAGCUACUGCUAAGGCACCAACCGGUGAAGCUUCCUCUCUGGACGUCCCAGAAACGGGUUCCUCGAGGAAUAAUUGCUUCCAUGCAACUUGACAAUGGGGACGGACUAGGAUGUCCCAAUAUACUAUCCUCCUCGCUUCUUGGAUAUGCUUGUGAGCCUGUUUCCCGUUUCUCCAGAAUGUGCAUUCAUGGAAAGCGGCAAAAGGAAAGCCUUCAACGCACCUUCGAAAUUCUGUGA
Molecule: messenger RNA, 2109 nt
Organism: Fusarium verticillioides 7600
Lineage: Eukaryota; Fungi; Ascomycota; Sordariomycetes; Hypocreales; Nectriaceae
Product: TKL protein kinase
Exons: 2
Coding region: 1-2109 (702 amino acids)
Biological process (GO): mitotic DNA damage checkpoint signaling; protein phosphorylation
Cellular component (GO): cytoplasm; nucleus
Molecular function (GO): protein serine/threonine kinase activity; ATP binding; protein binding
Source: RefSeq, a predicted model, not a curated record